AUGUCAAAUUAAACUUAUAUUAUUAGAGAACUAAUAGAUAAACUUAGUUAACAACACAAAGACUAUAAAUUAUUUAAAUAGCUCAUAAAACGUCAGAGUAAGGCUCUUGAAUCAUUCAAUAAUGAAAUGAUUUAAAUUAGCCGCUAAUAUAAUAGUGAUCUAUUCAAUGGAAUUCAUUAUCAUAUGUCUCACUUCUAAAGCGACUUAUAAAAUCAAUAUGCUUUACUCAAGGAACUAGGCAAACACUUUUAUGAAAUUAAAUAGGAAGUAUAAUUCUGUAUUUAAAUUAGGCGCAAUAUUAUUCUAAAAAUUAUACUAAAUUUGAAUUAAAACUUAAUUCUACUUCAAAUGCUUUUGAUGAAAAUUCCUUAAAAGUUAAACAAACGCUAUAAGAAACAACUAAUUUCUGGGCUUAGAAAUAAGAAUACUCAGUCAUUAGAAUAAAUGAUAUGUCUAAUAAAGGAGAGGAAAUAAUUAAAAAAACUAAUAGUUUAAUUUAUAAAUUUUCUGAAAAACAUUUCUUCUUCAUUGAAAAUUAUAAAACUUGCUCUGGUAGAAAAAGUAGAAAUUCAUCUUGUAAUCGAACAUCUAGUUCUAUAUAGUCUGGUUUGAAAUCAAAAGAAACAACAAGUAUUUAUUAAGACAAAAGCAUUGACUAAACAAAUUGUUUUUAGGUCGGAUAAUCAAUUCAAGAUUUUGAGUCGAAUUUUAAUACAUUAAGUAUUAUUGAAAAGGAAUAGAGUUAGUUAGAAGAUAGACGGAACUUAAAAAAAUGGGCAUGA
Messenger RNA from Paramecium primaurelia, 782 nucleotides. Lineage: Eukaryota; Ciliophora; Oligohymenophorea; Peniculida; Parameciidae. The record is from the annotation of a GenBank genome assembly.